CUGAAACCCAUACGUUGUUGUCAGCGAGCAUCAUCACAGCCCGCUGUAAUCUACAAGUGGAUUACAAUUAACACAUUUUUAUUCUCCACACAACACUCAAUAAACGAGCAGGACCGACUGCGUGGUCCUCGGUAACGGUGUUAAUGUUAUAAGCAUGAAGAGACCCCCGAAGCUGUUUCAUUGACGCUGAGAUAACAGCAGAGUGCUGUUUUCCUCCCGGUGGUGAACUGGUUGCACAUCUGACUGUGGAUACUUUACAAGGCCUCAAGCCAUGCCUCGGUCCACAGUGGUGCUGUGAAUCCGCCAAAACGUCACUUCGAGCCGGGGAGGCGAAAGUGAAGUAGUCGCUAAAGCGGGGCUACUCCAGAGGUUACCUCUUGUGUUAAGGGCUGAUCUACAGACAUGCACCCACCAUCUCGACAGGACUAUGUUUCUAUAAGCUUUGCUGAAAAAGGAAGUGGAGGUUACAAUAACAGUAAGAACUGGAGGAGGCAGUCCUGCUGGAGGAAAUGGAAGCAGCUGUCCAGGCUGCAGCGGAGCCUCAUCCUCUUCCUCCUCGUCCUUCUGUUUAUUUGUGGAAUUGCUUCCUAUCCUUCUUUUAAUGAACACCUCAGAAGCCUUACAGAUGGAGAGCAGUACACAGACAGUAACAGCGUCCUGAGGCCCGUCAUCCCUCAUGUGCUGCCUGAACCUGUUGAACAGCCACGACCACCACUGCCAGAACAAACCUCACAGAAGAAAUUACCGGCACCCAAUAAGAGAGGACCGCCUGUUCUUCACAAUCGUCUCCAGAGGAAGGACAACUCUUCAGAUACAGGGCUCAGGGAGAAGGCACCUGAGAUCAAGAAAGAUGAGGGAGUCAUCAGCUGGCGUGGGGCCGUGAUCGACACUGAGCAGGGCACAGAAGGAGCUAAAGAUGAAGAAAAUAAGGAGGCGUCACCAGCCAACAAGAAGGCAGAACCAACAAACGAGACUGAUGCCAGCAGGCUGGAGGGGGUGCGGGAGGCUUUCAGACAUGCAUGGAAGGGUUAUAAAGACUUUGCUUGGGGCCAUGAUGAGCUCAGGCCUCUCUCCAAGUCCUACAGCGAGUGGUUCGGCCUGGGUCUGACGCUUAUCGACUCUUUGGAUACCAUGUGGAUCAUGGGGCUUAAAGAAGAAUUUGAAGAAGCAAAGACUUGGGUGGCUACAGAGCUCACAUUCAACAAGAACGUAGAUGUAAACUUGUUUGAAAGCACCAUCCGCAUCCUGGGAGGCCUGCUGAGCACCUACCAUCUGACUGGAGACACUGUGUUCCUAGAAAAAGCUAAAGACAUCGGCUCCAGACUGAUGCCGGCCUUCAACACCCCGUCCAAGAUCCCCUACUCUGAUGUGAACAUUGGGAAAGGCACAGCCCACCCGCCUCGCUGGACCUCAGACAGCACUGUGGCCGAGGUCACAAGCAUCCAGCUGGAGUUCAGAGAGCUCAGCCGCCUCACACAGGAACCACAGUACCAGGCUGCGGUGGCCGAAGUUACCAACCAGGUCCACAAACUGGACGGAAAGCUGGACGGUCUGGUGCCCAUGUUCAUCAACACAAACAGCGGGCAGUUCACCCAUCAAGGCAUCUACACACUGGGAGCGCGAGCAGACAGCUACUAUGAAUACCUGCUGAAACAGUGGAUCCAGGGGGGCAAGCAGGAGAACCAGUUCUUGGAGGACUAUCUGCAGGCAAUCGAAGGUGUGAAGAAGAACCUGUUGCAGAAGUCUUCACCCAAUGGUCUCACCUUUGUUGGAGAACUCUCACAUGGACAGUUCAGCCCUAAAAUGGACCACCUGGUGUGCUUCCUGCCGGGCACUCUGGCCCUCGGAGCUCAUCAUGGCCUGCCCGCUGAUCACAUGGAUCUGGCCAAACAGCUGAUGGAGGCGUGCAACCAGAUGUACGUCCAGAUGGAGACGGGCCUCAGUCCAGAGAUUGUCCACUUCAACAUGCAUGAAGGAAGCAACAGAGAUAUCGACGUAAAGCUUGCGGACAGACACAACCUCUUGCGACCAGAGACGGUGGAGAGUCUCUUCUACCUGUACAGGUUCACCAGGGACCACAAGUACCGAGACUGGGGCUGGGAGAUCCUCCAAAACUUUAACAAGUACACCAAGGUUUCUUCUGGCGGCUACACCUCAAUCAACAACGUGCGAGACCCGGACUACACGAGUCCUCGAGACAAGAUGGAGAGCUUCUUCCUGGGAGAAACGCUGAAAUACCUGUACCUGCUUCUCUCUGACGACCCAGACCUCAUCAGCCUGGACCAGUAUGUCUUCAACACGGAGGCUCAUCCCCUGCCUAUAUGGCCUUCCACUGCGUGACACACACACACACACACGCACACAUACAUGCAUACACCCACACAUACACAACCGCACAUAAACACAUCACAGACAUCUCAGGGACGGUCUGAUAACAAGAUGAUUCCUACGUCUUCUGUCUCAGUGACCGGAUGUUGUCUAAACAUGACAGACCACAGCAGGAGAAAGCCUCCUUUUUACUGAUGAAUUACAUGUUUUCUAUGUGCUAACAGCCAUAAAACAUAAACCCCCCCCCCCCCCCCCCUUGAGCCACUAAAGCCUAGUUCAGUCAGUGGCUGAGCCGUGUUUGUUUCACAGACCGCUUGUAGACCCCGUAGUGACAAAGUUUGUUUUUGGUCGUCAUGACAGCUAAUCAGCAUUCAACAAAAACCUGAUUGUGACUUGAAUCGAAGAUGUCUUAACCAUGUGAUGACGGGGAGGAGGAGGUGGAGGAGUGUUGAGUUGGACCCAUACAUUUUAGUUUAAAGCUUCUCGUAUAGCUCUGUUUCAGUUCAGUUACCGUUGUGUUUCUUACAGAAGUGACCAUGAAACCCCCCUCCCCCUCAAAAACAACUUCCAACUCCUGUUCUCUCUCUUUAACUCCUGCCUCUUAUUCUUGUUAUUACAGUGGAAAUGGUUCCUGAAGCAGCAGAAUGAAGGAAAGUCUGUAUCUAGUUUUGAAGGGGGGGGGGGAUUCACUUAGUGACGCUGUUCAGGGAGUGAAAAUCUAUUCAGAGUUUAAAGAAAUAUAGAAUAACUGCUUUUGAGUGUUAAACACUUUUUCUACAGUUUUGUCAUGAAAAGAAAAUAAUUUAUUGUGCUAGAGCGCAACACAAAUGGAGCUGUAGUCCAAACAGCCAAUGGGAAGGAGCGUAAGUGCAGCGUCAUAGUAGCAUCAAAGACAGAGAGUCUGUGCCAGCUUCAUUAUCGCUCGACGCUCCAUGUAGACUGAGAGCAAAUCCUUCAAAACCAACCGGCUGUGCUAGUAACUGUGAGAGCUGCCUUGUUGUGUUUUUCUGACCUAGAGCUAGGGUUGUCACGAUACCAGAAUUUUAAAAUUUGAUAUGAAACUUGUUCAAAUCAAGCAAUAUUGUUUUACCAUGGCAACAAUAAUCAAAGUCCUCGGAACCCAAUAUCAUCUCUUGUUAUCAAUGAUCAAAGGUUGCAGGCAAACCCCUGCACUCUGUACUGAAAUGUUGGCAAAGUUUUUCUGCAACUUAGACAGUUGAUUCAUUACAACGUUUUUGUACUUUUCAUUACCUUGAUCAUUGAAUGACAGAGAUUGUAUCGUUUUAAAAUGUGUGGUAUACAGAAUGAAUCGACGUAUUGAAAACUUUUAGAUCCUUCCCCAGAGCUAAAGUGGAUUGAGCGGUUUUUUAAUCUGACAGAAAAGUCGUGCAGGCAGGGAGAGAACAAGUUUGAUAUAGCUGAGGCUUGGAAGCUGUUCGUCAGGACUAUGCUGUUUUUGAAAACGUUCCUUCUUAGUUUGGCUUCCUGGUGAAACGUGAACAUUUCCAUCUCUGCCUGUGUGCUGCUGGUCUGAGCCCUGCACUGGGAGGGGCAGCAGGUGUGCUGCUGGUCUGAGCCCUGCGAUGGGAGGGGCAGCAGGUGUGCUGCUGGUCUGAGCCCUGCACUGGGAGGGGCAGCAGGUGUGCUGCUGGUCUGACCCCUGCACUGGGAGGGGCAGCAGGUGUGCUGCUGGUCUGAGCCCUGCACUGGGAGGGGCAGCAGGUGUGCUGCUGGUCUGACCCCUGCACUGGGAGGGGCAGCAGGUCGGUAACCUUUGUAGCGAAAAGUUCAGCAGCUAGCAGCUGUCUGAACUAACAUCUCCUGUGUGCUGCAGCGACACCCUGCUCUGCUCCUGCAGGGGGCGUCACACUGUGUGUAACACAGUCUUUAGGUGCUGUAUUUUACAAUCAUUCUCAGAUAGCGUCUGUAUUCUGCUUAUAAACGGGGGAAGCUUCCUGACAGGGUGUGAGCACGCCUUCAGUUCAUAUGUUUCACUCUUCCUUCAUGCUACGUUCAUGUCUUACCGGACAUGUGACUACUGCAGUCACAUCAACCUUCAGUUCAUUGAGAAAACAGAGACGGGGUCAUUGUUCUCACUGCAGCCUGAUGAAAGGCUGACACUAACCAGGCUCAAAGUCUGAUGGAGGGGAAUACGAGGCACCUUUCUUCCCCUCUAUGUGCUGAUAGCUGGGUGCAUAUUUGUAACAGUGAAUGCAUCACAUUUCUAAAAUAAUUGAAUGUUGCUUUAAAUGAUGGAGAUGUAAGCUGUGGGGAUUGAAAUAUCUGAAAAACUCUUAAAGACUUGCAAAGCCUUUCCCAAUUCCCAUUUGACCUGAACGCAGCAUCCAUGAGUACUUGGGGCUCAGAUGACGUCACUUUUGUUGCCAAGCAGCAGAUUUUCCUCUAAACUGUGAAGCUCUGUCGUGUUUCUGUGGAGCGUCGUCGCUCUUUUCUCUGAACGUUCAGCUUCGUUCUUCUUUUUGUGGUUCUCCUCGGUAAGGUGUAGCGUACAUUUGUGUUUCUUCUAAGUGAGAGAAAUGAAUUAGAGUAUUGAUUUAGUGUAAUAUAUUGAUUUGUAGUGUAUAUUUUCAAAGGUAUAAUUGCAGCUAUCGUAAACUCUCCUCGUGCAUUUGGCGUAGUUUCCUGUAGUAGCAGCAGCUUCGGAGCGGCUGCAGUCAUUCCUGUAAAUAAUGGUUUACUUCAAGUCGUUUGAUUGGAUGAACUUAAUGAAUCUAUAAUGAGACCAAACCUGUAAAUAUUUAAUUCCUUUGUGUUGUCUCACUCGUGCCUUUAAUGUUGCUUCAGACAACUUUCAAAAGACAACCGUAAACUGUCACCUCUCCUUCCACUCGAGCUGUAUUUACAUGUGCACACAUCGACACAGUACAAAGGCCAUCGGGAUCACUGCAGAAGAGCAUUUUUCCAGUUGAAUGAUGAAAAAAAUGAUCGAUGUAUUUAUAGCUGUCCUUCAAAGCAAGCCUUAGCUUUACGUAACACCAAUCUCUACCAGUGUGUGUAUUUAAAAUCCUGCGUACAAGGGCUCUGUGUGAUCCCUCCAUGGAUGUAUUUGAGCAUCUUCCCGAGCCAAAGACACACUGAGAAUCAAAUAUCAUUUGGGAUUUAAUCAAUUAAAAAGCCAUUUUUCCAAAGCUACUUUUUUCAGGAAAAACUGAAUUAAAAGGAAAUAUUUAAGUGAUUUUGAUAAAAA
This is a messenger RNA of Labrus mixtus (cuckoo wrasse), 5536 nucleotides long. RefSeq names its product mannosidase, alpha, class 1B, member 1b (gene man1b1b). Gene Ontology annotation, cellular component: membrane; endoplasmic reticulum. Lineage: Eukaryota; Metazoa; Chordata; Actinopteri; Labriformes; Labridae. Gene Ontology annotation, biological process: carbohydrate metabolic process; N-glycan processing. The record is from RefSeq and is a predicted model, not a curated record. Gene Ontology annotation, molecular function: calcium ion binding; mannosyl-oligosaccharide 1,2-alpha-mannosidase activity. The coding region runs from base 403 to 2340 and encodes 645 amino acids. The transcript has 15 exons.